Molecule: messenger RNA, 1950 nt
Organism: Talaromyces marneffei
Lineage: Eukaryota; Fungi; Ascomycota; Eurotiomycetes; Eurotiales; Trichocomaceae
Exons: 3
Coding region: 1-1950 (649 amino acids)
Source: RefSeq, a predicted model, not a curated record
AUGCGUGGUGGUGUAGCCCAGGCAUCCAUAUUCUUGCUAUCAACCCUCGCGCCCGCCGUUUCCUACGCUUCACCAACUCUCCACACGACCACAAAUGCUCUUACACAGGAUGACUCGGUACUGCUGUGGCGAGACUCGGAUGGGGUCUAUGUGCAAUUCGAGGCAUCAUGUGCUAGUUGUUCGUUAGACAACGAGGAUGCUUGGCCAGUCAAUUUGUUUAUCGGAAGUACAAAUGGCCUUUGUCACAAUGCUACGGUAUCCGUGAAUGGACAGGAGCUCUCCCAUCGCUGGGAGGGCCCAUCUGCCACGGGCUCAGGCGUGAUCCCAUCCAGCCCGUACAAUGGCAGCACCGAAAUACGAGCAACAUGGUACAGUACAUGUGUCACGGCGCCUCUAGGUGCACCGAACGGGCAGAAUGCACACGUGUUUACUUUUAUAUUUGACACGGAUCGCAGCCACGGUCUCGAAGACGAUAUCGGCUUUACCAUCUCGUUUGGUAACGAUACUCGCAACGAUAAUGGGAUCAAAGUACUCCGGCUGUCCAAUUUCCCUGUGAGUUUCGGCGACAUACCGAACUGGGGAGAAGGGGAUGAUACAAGCGAUCCUAUCGAUUCGAAUACAGGUUCUAGCCCGGAUCCUGGAUUGGCCUCGCUUGAAGUGCAACUCGAAGCUGAGCUUCAGAGACUACAAGUGCUUCAGUAUGAGCUUCAGCAGCUACACAACUCGGUGGCUCUAGAAAAGAAGAAGAUUUUCCAUUUGCUUAAGCAAGACUGCGAGCCCCUGCUUGCGAAAUGGGAGCAAUGUGAGGAUUUCUUCUGUUACCUGAAAUCCUCCUGGCAGAAGGUUCCCGAGUUUUAUUGGUCGAUGAGGUAUCGCUUUGGCCUACUAGGUCCUGGACGGGUCAUUCCUAUCUGUCGUCUUAUUCCUGAAGAACCUCCAGACCAUGACGCCGACGAAACUAAACCAUCACUAUUACCUUCACAUCCGGUUGCGACUCCUUCGAAGCAUGCUAUUCCUACUUACUCCGAGACCUCAUCUUCAUCCUCAACGUCCACUAUACCUUCUACCACAACCGAACCACCGAGGCCUAUCAUAACACGACCACCUUCUAAGCCAGAGUCCCAUCUUGAUACCAACCCCAAUCAUCCGGACAUAACCGAGGUCGUUAUUCCAUUACCAAUAUAUUCUCCAACCAAAAAAUUCAUCCGAUCAUGCGCCAUCAUCCUACUAAUCGCCUUAAUAAUUGGCCUCUUUGUCCGCGUCGUACGCCACAGCACAGCCUUCCGCCGUCGCCGAAGAGACAUCGCAUCCAGGCGUGAAGAACUACGAACCCGACGCGCGUACAGAAAUGCUGCACGACGACUGCGAUGGCGUCAAUGGUGGCAAGGCCGAUUCUAUUUCCAAGCUGCAAGCGUAGCAUCCAGUCACUCACUCCCUGAAUUCCAGCACGUUCGCGGCACGAACUAUCCAGGCGACGAGAAUAACAGACUGAAUCCUCGCGAAAUAAGAGAUAAUGACUCUACAUCAGAAAUUUCGACUCAAUCAUCCGAUACAAACGACGAAGAACCCCAGCAGCGCAUGAUGCAAGCCGAGAUCCUAGGACUGCGUCGCGUGCUCGAAUACGUAGGCCAAUUAGUCGGCUCAGACGACACAACUAGUACAUCGAGAUCGUCGUCGGCACGUCAUAGAAAUCGGUCACGAUCGCGUUCUGUUCCGCCUCCUUACGAAUAUCCAAUGCGUCACAAUCGCAACGCCAGCGUUGGUGAUAAUAACCACCCUAGGAUCCAUACAUUGGAGAUUCGCAGAUCGGUGACUCCAGGAGUGAUAUCUGGUGGACCGAGCUCGCCGCGGGCGAGUACAAUGUUUAGCCUUGAGACGGGCUCGUUGGUUACGUUGGAGACGCUUGAUACGCUGGAUUCGGGGACGGCGCCGCCUUCGUAUCAUCCAUAG